Molecule: messenger RNA, 3946 nt
Organism: Amborella trichopoda
Lineage: Eukaryota; Viridiplantae; Streptophyta; Magnoliopsida; Amborellales; Amborellaceae
Cellular component (GO): cytoplasm
Molecular function (GO): protein binding
Source: RefSeq, a predicted model, not a curated record
AUGGGGAGAGAGUGGAGAGGUGGAGAAAUUCUCUCGAAGAAGUUGGGAAAAUUUCUGGUUGGGAUCUUGGAGAUGGGAAUGAGGCAGAUCUGAUCAGUGAAGUUGUUGAAAAUGUUCAAGCCAAGUUGAAUUAUGCACCAAUGCAUGUUGCUGAUCAUAUUAUUGGGCUUGAUUCUCGGGUUGACGAUGUGAUGAGACUCCUAGAUGUCAAUGCUGAUGAUGUUAGGGUGCUUGGGAUGCAUGGGAUGGGGGGGCUUGGUAAGACUACUCUUGACAAGGCAGUCUACAACAAAAUAUAUACCACUUUUGAGGGCUCUUGUUUCCUAUCAGAUAUCAGAGAUGCUUCACGAUCAGUUCUUGGACUCGUCAAAUUGCAGAAGCAACUCCUGCAUGAUUUGUUUCAUGAAAAAGACUCAAAUAUAAAUGAUGUUGAUAGAGGUAUCAUCAUUAUCAGGAGUAGAAUCACGUCUAAGAAAGUCCUUGUAUUGGAUGAUGUUGAUCAUGAAAGGCAGCUCGAGAAAUUGGCAGGUAAACGAGACUGGUUUCAUGAUGGAAGUAAGGUUAUCAUCACUAUCAGGGAAGAGCAUGUACUGAAUGUGCAUAAAGUUGAUAAGCAUCAUAUCUACAAGCUCAAAGAAUUAGAUCCUAGCCAAUCGUUUCAACUCUUUAGCAGGCAUGCAUUUGAGACGGAUCAACCUAUUGAAGGAUACAUGAAGCUCUCAGAGAAUGUGGUAUCUACUACAGGAGGGCUACCCCUGGCCCUUGAAGUAUUGGGAUCACACUUUUCUGUUAUGACAACCUUGGAGGAAUGGGAAGAUACAGUGAGACAUUUGAAAAAUAUUCCUGACGAUGACGUCGUAGAGAAGUUGAAGAUAAGCUAUGAUGGCCUAAUUAAAGAAGAGCAGCAAAUAUUUCUUGAUAUUGCAUGCUUCUUCAUAGGAAUAGACAAAGAUUAUGCCACUGAUAUAUGGAAAGCUUGUGGUUUUCCCAAUUCAAUUAGAAAACUCUUGCAAACACUUACCAAGAUUGAUGAUGAGAAUAGGUUGCUGAUGCACGACCAACUUCGUGACAUGGGGAAACAUAUUGUUCAAUUAGAAAACCUUGAUGACCCUGGCAGGUGUAGUAGGUUGUGGUGUCAUGAUGUUGUCUUCAAUGUGUUAAAGAAUUGUAAGGGGACUAGAAAGGUUCGAGGCCUAAUUCUCAAUGAAAUUCCAUUAGAGGAGAGGCAGUGGGAAACCGAAGCAUUUAAACCCAUGACCAAUCUGAAACUACUUAGUGUUAAUCAUGCAUUUCUUGAAGGUUGUUUCAAAGUUCUUCCAUCAGAAAUAGUAUGGCUACAAUGGCAAGGGUGCCCAUUAGGGUACCUCCCAGAUGAUUUUAAUCAUAAAAAGCUUGUUGUCCUUGAUUUGUCACACAGCAAAAGCAUGCGGGUAUUGCAGGACCCAUCUCAAAAUAAGGUCAGAUACUUUAGUUCAAUUCACGUUCUUGGGAAAUUAAUUGAUCUGAACUUGAAGUACUGUUUCCUCCUCAAGGAACUGCCAAGCAGUAUUUCAGGGCUGCAUUCUCUUGAAAAGCUUCUUCUGUCUUAUUGUCGUAGACUUAGCAAGUUACCAGAACAGUUGGGUUCCUUAAAAUCAUUAUCAGAGCUUAUCCUUGAUGGAACUACCAUAGAACAACUACCAGAAUCUAUUGGAUCAUUAAAAAGACUUCGAAAACUAUCUCUACUUUCUGUAUGUCCCUUAAGAGUAUUGCCUAUCUCAAUUGGUGAAUUGGAAUCACUACAAGAGCUGUUAGAUGGGACUGCAGUGAGCGAACUACCCUACACCAUAGGUUCGCUAAAAAAGCUCAAAAUCCUGAGUGCAUCAUGCCAAUCACUUAAUGCCUUGCCCAAGUCAGAUCUCUUAUUGGAAAGUAUAUCCCUUACUGAGCUACCUUCAAUAGGGAAACUUUCAAAUUUGAAGCGUUUAUGGGUUACUGGUUGUCAAUCACUUGGUAGAAUACCCGAGUCAGUUGGGGGACUAAAGUUUCUUGCUGAGCUCCGUUUGGAUAGGACAAACAUGAUGGAGUUGCCUGAUUCUGUUGUAGAUCUUAGUGGGCUUGAGGAGAUAGAUAUAAGGGGUAGCGUUUUUUUCAAGAGGUUACUUGAUUCAAUUGGAAAUUUGAGCAACCUUUCUACCCUUCUCCUUGAUAACACUAUCAUAACGGUACUACCUACUUCAAUAAGAUUUUUGGUGAACCUUAAGAAGCUGUCCAUGAGCAAGUGCAGCGAACUCAGUAAAUUGCCAGCUUCAAUGGGAAACUUGAAGUCUCUGCAACAUCUAAAUGUGGAGGAAACUCCUAUAGUAGAAUUACCUGACGACGUUGGACUACUUUCUAACCUGGUUGUUUUGGAAAUGGCACACUGUCGACACCUCAGAGAGCUCCCUGUAAGCUUUGGCAGCCUUACGUGUUUAAGGACUCUCAAAAUUCAAUACAAUUGUGAGUUGACAAGGCUUCCAUCUAGUUUCUCCAGUCUUUGUUCCCUGGAGGAAUUGGAUGCAGAUCAUUGUAAUCUCCAAGGGGUGAUUCCAGACGAUUUUGAAAACUUAUCGUCAUUGACAACCUUGAACCUAAGCUACAACAAAUUCCAAAACCUGCCCAAAAGUAUGAGUGGCCUUUCUCAGCUUAAAAAACUAUCCUUAUCUCAUUGUACGCAGUUGUUGGAGAUCCCUGAGCUCACCACCAGUUUGGCUUUCCUAGAUGCUGUGAACUGCACAAAUAUGGAAAAGUUGCCUGACCUCUCUUGCCUUUCUAAACUACGAGAAUUGUAUCUCACAAACUGUGAGAGGCUAAUCGACAUACAAGGUCGCAAUGGGUUGAUAUCCUUGGAAGACUUGUACUUAAACGGGUGUGGUUCUCAUGUUUCAAAUAGUCCAGGUCUAGGAAAGGAAACAUUUAUACAAUUACGUCGUUUUCGUGUUUCUGGAAGCAAAGUUCCAAGCUGGUUCAUGUUUCAGACACUAUCAUGCGUGAUACCGAGAGUCUCGGAUGAGGGCCUGAAGAUUAGAGGAGUGAUAUUGUGCUUGGUUUUAUCUGUUGAUAGUGAGAUGCCAAUUGAUGAUGGCCUUGACAUUCCACAUGUUCAAUUCACGGUCAUGAGGAAUGGCAUGCAAUGGAUGAGUCCUACACUUAAGUUGGGCAGCCCAAAGGCUAACCAGGAUCAAGUUUAUUUAUACCAUUUUCAAGAAGAUGAUGCUCUUGUCCUUAUCUUGGAAGAUGGGGAUGGAAGUUAAAAUCGUAAAUAAUCUUCCAACAUUAACCCCAUCCAUUCAUAUUAAGAAACUGGCUUUUCAUCUUGUUUACAAACCAGAGGAUACCAAGGAUACAAUCCAAGAGAAGCUAGCAGAGUUCUUCAAUUCAAUGGAUGCUCAUGAGGAUGCUCUUGAGAUUGUACAGAUCCACAGUUUACAGGCCCACAAUUUACAGACCUAUCAUCCUGAACGGUACUAAAUAUUGUUUUUCUAGGGCCGCUAAACUAUGCUUCUUAUAUAUCAAAUAUAUAUUCAAUAUCAGAUGUCCAGGUAAACAAAUGCUUCAAAUUGGAAUGCAUAUUUUUCUUAUUAGUGUUUUAAUUCAGUUCUUCACAAAUGCAUCCUUCUGUAAACUGAGUGUCAACAGUCAACGGCCCUUGAACUAGAAAAAUGUAUCAAAUGUAGACCUGCUCGUUCUGAUCUUUAAAAGGAAUUAAACUUGUUGUUUUAUUACAGAGAACUUCCCCCACAUUUACAAUAUGAUCCAUUUUUGCCUCAACUCUCUCUCUCUCUAUCUAUCAUCUGGUCAUGUAGUUGGUAAACGUGUGUUGCGUGCAUGUUACCUGUUACAUGUGCAUGUUUGCUUGCAUAUCAAACUGUAUUCUUCACAGCUUGAAGUAUGCAUCAUGGUAACUGUUCCUUAUAUAGAAUCAUGU